AUGGAACCUUUACAAACGCUAAGAAAACGAAAAUGUAAGAAAAAAGUAUCCGACGUGAGCGAAAGCUUAGAUUCUGAAAAAUCUUUAAAACUUACUAAAAGAGAAGUGGGUGAUGGAGCUCCUGCGGAAAAAGACAACCUAGAAUCUAAACAUGAAGACCAUAAAGAAAAUAAUUUCUUAAGAGAGCCAUGUUCACUAAAAGUUGAGGUCGAUGUUGUUUUUAUAAUUAUUGUGAUUCUAGGUUUUGCUACUAGAUUGUACAAUUUAGCAAACCCACAUUAUAUUGUUUUUGAUGAGUUACAUUAUGGAAGAUAUGUGUCACUUUAUACAAAAGGAGUAUUUUUCUUUGAUGCUCAUCCUCCAUUGGGCAAACAAUUACUAUACUGGGCUGGUAAACUAGCUGGUUAUGAUGGCAAUUUUACCUUUGAUAGAAUUGGGACACCAUAUUCAGAACAUGUCCCCGUAACCGCCUUACGCAUGGUGCCUGCUAUUUGUGGAAGCCUCUUAAUAGGAGUUAUAUAUCAACUUAUGCAAGUAGUCUCUUUACAUCCAUGGACUGCUGCUUUAGCUGCACUAUUAGUCCUAUUUGAAAAUUCUUUUUUAACACAGUCAAGAUUUAUACUGCUAGAAAGUAUACAAAUAUUGUUUGGACUUUGGGGCAUUCUAUGUAUUCUUAAAAGCACGCGUAAUACUAGCUGGUUAUCCGUGGUGUGGCUUUGUUUUGGUGCCAUAUCCCUUGGUUGUUGUUUCUCAGUAAAAUACUCGGGGCUGUACACAUAUUUCUUGGGAAUCUUCUUAGUGGGUCGUCAAAUGUGGUUAAGAAUAAAUGAGGUGAAAUCUGUUUUACGACUGACUUUCUCAAUAGUUUGGAGAGGUAUGAUUUUAAUCAUAAUACCUUGGAGCCUGUAUGUUGGAGUUUUCUAUGUUCACUUAGCACUACUUCCGAAAGCGGGACCACAUGACAGUGUAAUGACAAGUGCCUUUCAGGCAUCAUUGGAAGGUGGUUUAGCAAGUAUUACCAGAGGGCAACCCUUGCAUGUUGCCCAUGGCUCUCAGAUUACAUUAAGACAUUCCCAUGGGCGCACUUGUUGGUUGCACUCCCACGCACACGUAUACCCUGUAAAGUAUGCAGAUGGUCGCGGAUCAUCACACCAGCAACAAGUCAGCUGUUAUAGCUUCAAGGAUGUAAAUAACUGGUGGAUAGUAAAGAGGCCGGAUGAGUCAUCACUGACUGUCUCUUCUCCACCAGAUGCUAUAAAACAUGGAGAAGUAGUUCAGUUAGUACAUGGUUUGACUACUAGAGCCUUAAAUUCUCAUGAUGUUGCAGCACCUGUGUCCCCCCAAUCUCAGGAGGUAUCCUGUUAUAUCAAUUACAAUGUUUCAAUGCCAGCACAAAAUUUGUGGCGGGUUGAGAUAGUGAACCGUGCAACAGACUUAGAUACUUGGGACAGCAUUAGAUCACUAGUUAGGCUGAUCCACGUCGAUUCUGGCUCGGCUUUACGAUAUAGUGGUCGACAGCUACCAGCUUGGGGCUUUCAUCAGCAUGAAGUUGUCGCCGAUAAAGUUGUUACCCACCAGGACACUGUGUGGAAUGUUGAAGAACAUAGAUAUUCUAAAUCUGAAGACAAGAAGGAGCGAGAACGGGAAUUAGUGGCUGCGGAAAUGAUCCCAACAGCAGCAACACACCUAUCUUUUUGGGCAAAAUUUUGGGAGUUGCAAUACAAGAUGUGGUCUCACUCAGGAGAUGCACCACUAGGCCAUAUGUUUGCUAGUGAGCCACUAGAUUGGCCUGUGCUGCACCGCUCCAUAGCUUAUUGGCUUUCUCCACAUUCUAAUGCACAAGUACAUCUCAUUGGAAACUUAGUGACCUGGUAUGCUGGAACCCUCUCUGUGUUCAUAUAUGGAACAUUGCUCGCGGUAUAUGCUAUACGCAUGAGAAGAAACAUCAGCGACCUAAGUCCUAUCGUUUCAAAGAAAUUCUAUGACGCAGGCUUUAUUUUCUUUCUGGGCUACUGGCUUAAUUAUUUGCCCUUCUUUUUUAUGGAUAGAACUUUGUUCUUACAUCACUACUUACCAGCUUAUAUUUUUAAAAUUCUUCUUUUGUCGUUUGUUGUUGAUCAUGUUAUAUUUAUUUUACAUAUGCGGGAAAGAACAAAGGCACUCACUCAUAUUUUUACUUUCUUUGUUGUCGUUUGGCUCGCGUACGUCGUACUUACUUUUAAAAAAUUCUGUGUUUUAAACUAUGGUAACACUGAUUUGACUGAAUCCGAUCUUAUGAGUCUUAGAUGGAAAGACACUUGGGAUUUUAUUUUACAUAAAAAGAAUUAA
Messenger RNA from Leptosia nina, 2328 nucleotides. The record is from the annotation of a GenBank genome assembly. Lineage: Eukaryota; Metazoa; Arthropoda; Insecta; Lepidoptera; Pieridae.